AACAAUUAAAUUGAGAAAAAGAAGAUGCUUCAGCCCUCCCUCGAAGAUUCUUCCAGAAAUGAGCGGGUUACAGUCCAUUUAUAGUAAUGCUACUAAAUUCUAUCCAAAGGACUGGAAAAAUCUCCGGUUAAACUCGAGGUUCCUUACAUCUAAGGUCAUUGAAAAAGAGCGAGAUCAUAAUAAAAAGGUUGAAAAGAAGCUGAUAUGGCUAAUAAACGAAAGGACAGAUUGCCAUCUGAAUAUCAGAGAUGAUAGGUUAUUCUCCUUUUCUCCUCAAAGACAGUUAUACAAGAGCUCCUUUCUCCCUAUAAAUACGGAUCAAGAUCCUACUACUUCUUCCUGGGAGAAAGCCCAGCUUUGCCAAAGUGUUAAGAUGGUAAACACUAUUCAAAAUGUUCAGAAAUUAAUUGAGAAAAGAUGUAGAGAGAAAGUGAGAAGGGCCAGACUUAUUAAAAUUCAGAACAGACUGGUUAAAAAAUUACCUAAAAUUUCACAAGGGUUAAAGCAGUAAUUAUAAAUAAAAAAUUCUUU
Molecule: messenger RNA, 531 nt
Organism: Moneuplotes crassus
Lineage: Eukaryota; Ciliophora; Spirotrichea; Euplotida; Euplotidae
Source: the annotation of a GenBank genome assembly